AUGUUUUUUUCCAUAAUUAAUAAAAUUAUAGUUCUAGGAAUAUUAAUUUUAAUUGUUCCUACUUAUGGCAAUCCAAACACGCAUUUGAAAACUAGAAAUUCUAAAGUAAACUCAGAAAAUACGCCGUUUAAGGAUUUUGUUGUCGAGUAUGAAGGUAUCUUUGCUUAUAUUUUGAAAGAAGAUUAUCAAGAAGAUAAUGCGUGUGAAAAAAAAAUUAAUGAAUAUUGUAAAGAAUUGAGAGAUAUAGAUACAGAAUUAAAUAAAGUUUAUAUUAAAGUUAAAGAAAUUUGUGAUAAUAUAAAACAAAAAUGCGAAAACAUAAAAGCAAAGAUUCAAAAAAAAGUAGGUCAAAUUGGGACUUUAAUCGAUGAUUUGGCGAAAAAAAUCCCCUUUUAUAGAGAAUGCGAACAAUAUUAUCAAGAAUGUAUGUUUUUUGAACCUACAAAAGAUGAGGCGGUCAUAAGUUCCUGCAUUUUCCUUAGAGAUAACUGUUAUUUAUACAAGCAAAAACAGAUAAGAAAUGAAGUUGUUCUUAGAGCUCUUGGCGCUGAUAUUAUUAAAUCCGAAGAUUUCGAGGGAAAAAAGCGGGAAAUUUGUCCAAUAUUGACUAGACAGGGUGAUGAUCUAGUCUCAUUAUGCCUUGAAGAUAUUUUAUUUGAAGAUUUCAAUAAAGAUAUUGAUAGUUUUUGCGGUUCUUUAACUUUUUUCAAUAUUAAUACUAGAAAAGAAGAAGUAUGUCAUGAAAAACUCGGAGUAUAUCCUCUUCUCAAAGAGAGAUGUGAAAAGAUAAACAACAAAUUUAAGGGACUAUGUGAGGGAAAGAAUAUUACAUAUAGGCCUCCAGUUAAAGAUUUUAAUCCAAUUGAUCCUGAAAUGACAUUGUUAGAGAAGAUUGAUCUAGAAAAUCUUUAUAAAGAAGGAAGAAAUAGAGGACUAAUUCUUGGAGCUUUAGAAAAAACGUUGGAUGACAUGUUAAUCCGUUUAUCUUCGAGUACUAAACCUGAUGUUAUGGAAAACAAUUGCAAGAACGUAUUAGAAAAAAAGUGUGGUUAUCUUAAAACUAUAAGCUCUGAAUUUAAAGAAUUAUGUGAAAAAAAUAAAAUAGGAGAAAAAUGUAAAGAUAUAUUAGAUUUAACUGAUAAAUGUAAAAAGCUUAGAAUAAGACUUUAUCUAGAUGGAACUUCUACAGAAUUUAAAGAUAUAAAGUCGAAACAUUUAUCUUACGAUAAGCUUUCAACAUUAUUUAACGAGAAUGAAUGUUUACAGGUUAUCUCGGAAUGUACGUAUAUUAAAGGAUCAUGCGAAUCUGAUACGAAUUACGAAUGCCAAAAUCUAAGAUUGGCAUGUUAUAAAAAGAAAGAAGAUCAACUAUUCAUUAAAUUAAUUGGAAGUGAGUUGUACAAACUUAAUAAAUUAGAAUCGAAUGAUGAAAAGUUUAACAAAUGCCAAAGAAUAGUAUUGGAAAAGUGCGCUACACUUAAUAAUAAUAAUAUUGAGAUUUUUAUGAGAUGCCUUCGGCCAAAGGAGAUAUGUCUUAGAUUUGAAAAAAUUAUUUCGUCUCAAUUGAAAGAUCUAGAACAAGUUUUGAAUGAAGUACGGGAUUCUCCUAAAGAAAAGGACUGCAUUAAAUUGAAAGAGGAUUGUGAAGGUAUUUUGAAAGAUUUAGGUUUAAAUAAUGGGAAAUGCGUUACAUUGAAAGAGCGAUGUGAAUAUUUUAAAGUUACAAGAGAACUGAAAUAUGCGUUUUUGAAAGAAAAAAGUGAUGCAUUAGCGGAUAAUGAAAAAUGCAUGAAAGCCUUGAAGGAUAAAUGUGAUAAAUUACCUAAAGUGAUGGGGGGGGGGGGUUAUAUCAUGUUUCAUGCGCUUUACCAGAAGAAACAUAACCUGGAAAAACAUGAAAUUGUGAAUAAAACUAAAAACGUAAAUAAAACAUUGGUUGAAGAAACCUGCGUACUAUGGGAUCCAUAUUGUGAUCAACUUAUGGAGAAUUGUCCAGAGACAUUAAAAAAUGAUUCCAGUAGCGCUGAUGGGAAAGGAGUCUGUUUACAACUGAAAGAGAACUGCGAGCCAUUCUGGAAGAAAAAACAAUUGGAGGAUGGGCUGACUCAUGAGUUGAAAGGCAGUUUAAACAAGAAAGAUGAAUGUAAAGUAGCAUUAGGAGAGCGUUGCGCUAGGUGGAAAGAUGCAUCAAAUCAAACAUUCAAUGAUCUGCUUGGUAAUUGUAAUGAUACUACUAAGGGAGAUGUCUGCGAAAAAUUAGUUGAAAAAGUACAGAAGAGAUGUCAAACUUUAAAAGACAAUUUAGAAAAAGUGAAAAAAGAGUUGACAGAGAAAAAAAAUGACUACAUUAAGGCCAAAGAUGCGGCAGAAAAAUCUAUGGAGGUAGCUAAGUUAUUGCUAUCGAUGCCUCGACAAACUGUAACGCCAAGUGCGCAAAAUAGCAAUGUUUCUACGCCAGUGCCACCACCACCAGAAUCAGGGCCAUCAUCAGGAUCUCCAUCAUCACCAGAAAGGCCACUACAACCACUAAAAGUAGAGCUACCAUCAUCAUUAGGUGGAACAUCAGAUACAUCAAGUGAAAAGCAAAGCACACCAGAUGAAACGCAAGGCACAACAGGUAAAACGACGAAGUAUGCAAAACUUGGACUCGUUAAAAGAGAAUAUGUAGCUGAAGGAAUACCAGAAGCAGAGGUAAAAGCAUUUAAUGAGACAGCAAUAGCAUUGGAGUUGUAUUUGGAAUUGAAAGAGGAAUGUAAACCUUUACAACUAGAUUGCGGUUUUAGAAAGGAUUGUCCGCAAUUAAGAGUUUGCGAAGAAAUAGACAUAUUAUGCGAACUGGAACCAUUAAAAGUUGCGCCUCAUCGUACAGAGAGAAUAGAAGUUACGAUGACGGAAACAAAGACCAUUGAGAAGACCACUGAGACAAUCACUGAGAAGACCAGUACGGAGACUAUUACGAUAACCGAGUCAGUAACUAGAGAAAAAGUAACAGAACCGUGUACAGUGGUACAGACAACGGAUAUAUGGGUAACACGUACGUCAUUGCAUACGAGUACGAUAACGAGCACGUCGAUGGUGAUGUCAACAGUGACAUCAACAGUGACGUUGACCUCGAUGCAAAAGUGCAAACCUACAAAAUGUACUACUGAUUCAAACAAAGAGACACAAAAAGAAGAAGAAGAAGUGAAACCGAAUGAUGGGAUGAAAAUAAGAGUCCCUGAUAUGAUUAAAAUAAUGUUGUUGGGAGUGAUUGUUAUGGGAAUGAUGUAAAAUGAAUGAAAAAAAUGUUAAUAGAUUGAAAAUGUGCAUAUAUCCAU
This is a messenger RNA of Pneumocystis carinii B80, 3317 nucleotides long. RefSeq lists its product as hypothetical. The record is from RefSeq and is a predicted model, not a curated record. Bases 1 to 3270 code for a protein of 1089 amino acids. NCBI's taxonomy places the organism in Eukaryota, Fungi, Ascomycota, Pneumocystomycetes, Pneumocystales, Pneumocystaceae. The transcript is spliced from 3 exons.